Molecule: messenger RNA, 1000 nt
Organism: Rubroshorea leprosula
Lineage: Eukaryota; Viridiplantae; Streptophyta; Magnoliopsida; Malvales; Dipterocarpaceae
Source: the annotation of a GenBank genome assembly
CCUCCACUUUCCUCAGAUCGUUCCGGAAUUUGGAUUUACUUCAAAAACCUCUCCGCCAGUUCUUCUACUGCAUUUCCAGAUCUACCAAUGGCGAAGUUUGGAUUCACUGCUGUUUUGUUCUUGUUAGUUAUCUCUUUCGCUUUGGCUUCCGAUGCGCCGGAGUUUUCACCAGCGCCGGCGCCUGAAUCUGGCGGUACUAUUACUCAACCUCCAGAACUCGCUCCACCUCCGUCUCCUUCUUCUCCACCGCUGCCUGCUUCACCUCCGUCUCCAGUGGCUCCAUCGCCGUCAGAUCUACUUCCAGAGGGAUCCCCAUCUAAUCCGCCUUCACCAGCGCCGGCGCCGGCGCCGGCGGCAAGCGAUGCGAGCGACGUUAACCAAGACAAUGAUCCGGAUAAAAAGAAUGAAGAGUCUGGUGGCGGCGGUGGAAUGAGUGGAGGCACGAAGGCGGGGAUCGUGGUUGGCGUAGUAGCGGCGGCGUGUUUGGUUGGGCUGGGAGGGAUGGUUUACAAGAAGAGGCGAGACAAUAUUAGGCGAUCUCAGUACGGAUACUCAGCGAGGGAGUUACUGUGAACAGAGUCCGGAUGUACACAUUUACCGAUUAGAGAAGGUUCAUUAUUCGCUUUUAAUCUAUACAGUAUGUUUAUGUUUCGAUCAUUUUUUUUUUUCUUGAUUCUUUUUGGAUUUCCAAUUGUUUUUGCUUGAGAUAUAAUAUAUUAUCCUAUUAUUUGAUUUUCAAAUCUCGAUUUCCCUUGUUCUUCUUUCUAAUUUACCGUGUACAGUAUCACUACUGUAGUGAAUUUCAAGUGUUGCAAAUUUGCAAUAUAUUGAACUUACCCAUGAAGUCAUGAGCAAAUUUAUGAUAGUUUUUUCUUGAAAAAAAAAAAAAUAGGUAUCAGAAGAAUCCAGUGGUAGGAAGAUGACAUUUGUUUGGAGAAUGUACAAAGAAAGCAUGACCAAUCUUGUAGAAAUUUGCGUUCAAAAAAAUCUUGUAGAAAUU